Molecule: messenger RNA, 411 nt
Organism: Metarhizium brunneum ARSEF 3297
Lineage: Eukaryota; Fungi; Ascomycota; Sordariomycetes; Hypocreales; Clavicipitaceae
Source: RefSeq, a predicted model, not a curated record
AUGACGGCCGUCACAAGCCCCCGGGCGCCAGGCGUGCCGCUCGCAAAAGACGCCCUCCCCGCGACGGCCCCCAUCACAGCCCGGCUCGCCGCAGACGUGGACGGCGCAGAAGCCUCCCGCGGCGGUCCUCUCGUCGCAGCAGCCGACUUGGCAGCAGUGCAUGGCGCAGUAUUCCGCCAAGCCGCCGUCUUGCAGAGGGCGCCGCGGGCGCGCGCACUCGUCUACCGAGCACCGCCUCUUACCAGGGCACUGGAUGUGGUGGCAGGCGGCGUCUCGGGGGUGAUCCUGCGCCGCCUCGGGGACGACGACACACGUGUGAGCGGUGCCGUGGCGGUUUGCGCACCCCUCGGUCUGGCAGCGAUGCGCGUGGCAGCGUCUAUGAUGCGGGACGUCAGUGUGUCUCUGGGCUAG